This is a messenger RNA of Apis florea (little honeybee), 2275 nucleotides long. RefSeq names its product FMRFamide Receptor (gene FMRFaR). Gene Ontology annotation, biological process: G protein-coupled receptor signaling pathway. Gene Ontology annotation, cellular component: membrane. Lineage: Eukaryota; Metazoa; Arthropoda; Insecta; Hymenoptera; Apidae. Gene Ontology annotation, molecular function: G protein-coupled receptor activity. The record is from RefSeq and is a predicted model, not a curated record.
GAAACUUUAACCAAAAGUUGAUCGUCCUGCAAAAUCGAAUGCAGUGAAUUCUCUUGCCACUGUAUUCGCUUCGAAAUAUUUGAAAGAACGGUGUUACAUGCUAUACCAAAAAUCGAUAGGAGGGGCACGCUACAGCAUCUGACAAAAAUCUCUGACAGAUUGUUCAACGCGACAUGAUUCACGAUUUUGAUUACUUUUGCGUACAACAUUCCUAUUGUGAUUCGUUCUCAUAUAUUCUAGUGAUGAUUGUCAUGGAGAAACGAGUAAUUAUGUCAUGAUUUCGGAUACGAGUAUUUGGAAAUGCGAGUUAACACGUUCAGCCAGAUUUAUGAGAAUAGAAGCCGAAAGGAAAUCGAAUUAUCGAUUGCUGCAAAAUUACGAUACGUUACAGAUGCAAAUACAAGAAGUUUACGAAACUUUCAUCAAGACCAAGCAAAUUGAAUUAAAUUCAAUAAUAUUUAAGAAAAUAGAGGAACAACAAGAAAUAAGAUAGCAUUUUAAAGUUUUGAUAAAAUCUUGUUCAUCAUGUUACCAAAACCAUUGAUUCUCGAUUCUUACAAGAUCAAAAGAUAGUGAAAAUAAUGAAGUAAAAUAAUAAAUAACUUUUCUAAAAAUUUAAUGCAUAUUGAAAUCAUAUAAUGCAGAAUUGAAUUAUGCAUAGAUAUAAAAGUGAAAUAAUAAAGAUAAAUUCAUGUGAGUAAAUAUUUCUUUAAUAUAGGAGAAAUUAAUUGAUAUAUAAAAAGAAUAUAUAUGUAUAAAUAUAACAAAGAUAAAAAAUAAUCAAAAAUGGUGACAUAAAAGCUAAAUGAAACGAAGAAUAUUAAUGAAGAAUCGGGCGAAAAAGUGAAACGAAGGUAGUUGAAAACGAUGGAAAUAAACCUCGAAGUUUUGAACUUGAAUCCUAGUUACUACAAUGCUAGUCAAUUAUCGAAAAAUUUAUCAAUUGAAGAGAAUACGAUAGAACCAUAUGAGUGUUCACAAAAAAUCAAUUCAAGCGGUCUCUUCGAUUUCAUUAUUUAUGGUAUAUUAAUAAAUUUGAUCGGAAUUUUUGGGAUAUUUGGCAACACGAUCUCGAUGAUCAUUCUUUCGAGGCCACAAAUGAAAUCAUCAAUUAAUUAUUUGCUAAUUGGUCUAGCCAGAUGCGACACCAUGUUAAUUAUCAUUUCGAUAUUGAUUUAUGGCUUAAUCGCAAUUUACACAUAUACUGGCCUGCUGUUCGACUAUAGGUUCAUCGUCUACCCGAAGAUAGUCCGAUUCUUAUAUCCAUUAUCGUGUAUGGCACAUAUAGCAACGGUAUAUUUGACUCUGACUGUAACACUUGAGAGGUAUAUCGCUGUAUGUCAUCCCUUACAAGCUAGAUCUUUUUGUACAUAUGGACGAGCUCGAUUAGCUGUGGCGAUUAUUUUGAUAUUUUCUUUUUUUUAUAAUUUACCAAAAUUUUGGGAAGUAGAGUACUACACAGAAACUCACUGGAAAUACAAUGUUACUAUAUAUUGCGUGUAUCCAGCUGAUUUAAGAAACAACAAUUUAUAUGUCACACUUUACGUCCAUUGGAUGUAUUUCUUUAUUUGUUAUCUUUUUCCUUUUCUCGCUUUAGUGAUCUUCAAUGUAGCUAUUUAUCGAAGGGUGAGAAAAGCGAAUAGAGAUUUGCAACAGCUUUCACGACAUCAGAGACGCGAAAUUGGAUUGGCAACGAUGUUACUUUGUGUGGUGAUCGUUUUUCUAAUUUGCAACAUCCUACCGCUCGCCUCAAAUAUUCACGAGACUUUCCUCAACGAUCCGCCACUUUGGCUGGUACAGACAGGCAAUCUUCUUGUAACAAUUAAUAGUAGUAUCAAUUUCAUUAUCUACGUGAUCUUCGGUAGAAAAUUCAAGAGGAUAUUUCUAAAGUUGUUUUGCAGUUCAAAACUAUUCGGGCCUGGAAGAGAUAGUCCAGAAUUCCAUUAUGACGAAUCAAUCGUUACUAAUAUGACCAAUAUAGAAUUAAAAAACUCUAUCAGACAUCAUCUUAACAGAUCGAGUACUAUCAAUAGAAAUAAUAAUAUCUCAAAUGGUAGUACACGACAGAGUGUCAAAAUGUCGGGAAGACCUGCCAGUCCAGGACCUUGUAUUUAUUAUCCUGCAAGAAGUCCUAGUCAGAUGUCCAGAACAUCAAGUGCGCAAAAUGGAUGGAGUAAAAAAGAUAUAGAUUCUACGCUAUAAAAAAAUUUCAAAUAAUUUAAUUCCAAUAAGUCGACCAGUUAUUAAUCAACAACAACGAAUACUUCUUUAUUAG